AUGCACAAUUUAAUGAAUUGUUAUUAACAUAAUUCCAAAACCACUCAUAUUUGCAAUAAACUAGAUUGUAAAUAUAAAUUAGCAUGUAAUUCAUGUGUAAAUUAAUAACAUAUUGGUCAUGUUGAUACAAAUGUAACUCCCAUCUCCAAAUUUGUUGAUAGGAUCUUAUAUGAAUUUUAAAGGUAAAUGAUAUUUUAUUAACUAAGAUCAGAAGUUGAACGAUUGAAACGAAUUUAUUAUAAGGAAGACAUAAUUUAACAUAUUAAAAAAGAAUUUUAAUACUUAAAAGAGAAGACAAAUCAAAUUCUUAAUUAAAGAGAAUAGAAAUUAAUAUCACUUAUUGAUAAUUAAUGGAUACAUAGUAAAUAAUUAAAGAAUAUUAUUGAUCAUAUUGAAAUGAUGAAAGAUGGUAAAGUUUAUGAAGAAGGAUUAUAAUUAGUAUUGCCAAUAUUAUAAUAAGGAUCAUAAGAUGUUAUUAAUAAAUAUGAAAAAGAUAAAAUUAGAAUAGUUACUAAAGUAAGAGAAUAAAUUAAUUAAGUAAAAACAGUUUUAGAUGGAUUAUUUUAUAUUGGAAAUUAAUAUUAAUUAGAUUAAUAAUAAAUCAAAUUAGAAAAUGCAUUAAAAUUAGAGAAUUCACUUAAAUAAAGUGAAGACAGAUUGUUUUAGAGUGCAAUCCAAUUAUCAAAUCCUAAAGAAUAUCAUACAUCUAAACCUUAUGGGACAUAUUAAGAAUUUGUUGAUAGUUUAUAUCCUGAUAAAUAAUAAGAGUAUAUUUAAUCAAUUGAUUAUACAUCAUUACUUGCAAGACCAACUAAAUUUGAUAAUACAUAAUUAUAAUUUGAGAAAACUGAAAAUUUUUAAUUAUAUGGAGUAAUUGAUCAUUUAAAUUAUGUAAUAUCAUGUAUAAGAAUGAAAAAUGGAUAAAUUGUUACAUGUUCUACAAUAGUUUCUUUUUUUGAGUAUCCUAGUUUAAAAUUAAUGUAAUAAUUGGGAAAUAAUUAAAAUAUUAAAUAAGUGGUUGAAAUAACAUAAAAUCUAAUAGCAUUAUUGACUUAAACAUAAGUAUUAAUGUAUGAAAAGAGAAAGGAUAAAUGGAUACCUAAAGGAGAAUUUAUAACACCUAAUAUAGGAGUGAUUAAUAAAAUUGGAUUGAUCAAUGAUCUAUUCUUAAUUUUAGUUCAAACAUAAUUAAUUGUUUAUAAAUUGAAAUAAUAAAUAAUAGCAGAUUAACCAAUAGAAUAUUUAUUUAUAAAUUUAACUCCAUAAAUUUAUAUGCAUAAAUAUGAUUGUUGUAGUUUUGCAAUAUUUGAGAAUAAAUUAUUUUCAGCAGAUUUAGGAGGAAGACUUUAUUAAUGGAAAUUAGGUAAUGUAUUUCAUGUUGAUAAUGUAAUAUAAUCAAGUAAUAAUGAAAUAAUUGGAAUAAUACCUAUGCAUGAUAGUAGAAUAAUUACAAUUGGAACUGAUGGAGUUAUUAGACUAUGGGAUAAUGCAUUAUAAUUGGUUACAACAAUUAAACAUAGAAGUUCAUUUACAGCAUCAGUAGAAGGGAAAGAAUUAGAUACAUUUUAUACUGGAGAUGUAUCAGGAAGUAAUUAAAUAUUAUAAUGAUUAGAAAUUUAAAAGUGGAAAGUUACAGUGCUUAUUGAAUCUCUUAUUGAAUUAGAUGCUCAUAAUGAUUAAAUAACUGAUUUACAAUUUAAUUAAUAUUUGAUUAGUUGUUCAGCAGAUAAAAAGGUUAAGAUUUGGAUUACAUCUAAAUGA
This is a messenger RNA of Paramecium pentaurelia, 1761 nucleotides long. Lineage: Eukaryota; Ciliophora; Oligohymenophorea; Peniculida; Parameciidae. The record is from the annotation of a GenBank genome assembly.